Messenger RNA from Humulus lupulus (European hop), 1603 nucleotides. RefSeq names its product 2-methyl-6-phytyl-1,4-hydroquinone methyltransferase, chloroplastic. Lineage: Eukaryota; Viridiplantae; Streptophyta; Magnoliopsida; Rosales; Cannabaceae. Gene Ontology annotation, biological process: methylation. Gene Ontology annotation, molecular function: 2-methyl-6-phytyl-1,4-benzoquinone methyltransferase activity. The record is from RefSeq and is a predicted model, not a curated record. The coding region runs from base 219 to 1247 and encodes 342 amino acids. The transcript has 4 exons.
ACACUACCACCACAAUAUUUGUGUAUCGUAGGCAGAAUACAGACCACUUGGUGGUACUCACAAACUCAGUAGUCAGUACUCACAAGCAUCUUUGGUCUGUUCGUAUCCUCUCGGCCAAAACCUGUGGUGCCAGUUAUACUCCGCCGAGUUGAAUCUGGGAGAGACCCAGUUGAGAUUUUCCAUUUUUCUUCGGUGGGUUAUCUUUGUUUUUCCAAAUUAUGACGUCUGCGAUGCUUAACGGAGCCGAGAACCUCACUCUGUUAAGAGGAAUAACCCCAAAUGGAUUGGGGUUUCGGGGUUCAGAUUUCCAUGGGAAGCAUUUUCCCAAGCUGGGUUUGGUUUGUAGUGCUAGAAUCUCCAAGUCUGGUACCAGAGCCAUUGUGCCCAAGUGCAGCCUCUCGGCUUCUAGGCCGGCUUCACAGCCUAGGUUCAUUCAGAACAAGAAAGAGGCAUUUUGGUUCUAUAGGUUCCUCUCGAUUGUGUAUGACCAUGUUAUAAACCCUGGCCAUUGGACUGAGGACAUGAGGGAUGACGCACUUGAGCCCGCCGAUUUGAACAACAGGAAUAUGAUUGUCGUAGAUGUUGGUGGUGGGACUGGGUUCACUACUUUGGGUAUAGUUAAACAUGUGGAUGCCAAAAAUGUGACCAUUUUGGACCAGUCUCCUCAUCAGCUUGCUAAGGCUAAGCAGAAGGAGCCCCUGAAGGAGUGCAAGAUAAUUGAGGGGGAUGCUGAGGACCUACCCUUCCCUACUGAUUAUGCAGAUAGAUAUGUAUCUGCAGGAAGUAUUGAGUAUUGGCCAGACCCGCAGCGGGGAAUCAAAGAAGCAUACAGGGUCCUGAAACUUGGAGGAAAAGCAUGUUUGAUUGGUCCUGUGUAUCCAACAUUCUGGUUAUCUCGCUUCUUUGCGGAUGUGUGGAUGCUCUUUCCAAAGGAGGAAGAGUACAUUGAUUGGUUCCAAAAGGCAGGUUUUAAGGAUGUGCAACUGAAAAGGAUCGGCCCAAAAUGGUACCGUGGGGCUCGCCGCCAUGGUUUGAUCAUGGGAUGUUCUGUUACAGGUGUUAAACCUGCAUCCGGAGAUUCUCCUCUGCAGCUUGGUCCGAAAGUAGAAGAUGUAGAAAAGCCGGUAAAUCCAUUUGUGUUCUUUCUACGCUUCUUGUUGGGUUCGUUGGCAGGGAUGUACUAUGUGCUGGUGCCUAUUUACAUGUGGCUAAAAGACCAAAUUGUACCAAAAGGCCAACCUAUCUGAGGGAGAGAUCGAGAGGUCUUAGAGACAAGAUAGGGCUUGCGGUUUGCUAGACAAUCUCGUUCGAACACCUUGCUAUGCCGUUAAGUUUUUUCUUUUCUUCUUUUUCCUUUUAACCGAGCAGCUACCCUUCAUCUCUCUUUCGUCUUACUAAGUUUUAGGAAUUUCAUCGUUCAUAAGAAGCUGAGUUUGGUGGUUAAAUUACCUACUUUUUGAUAAUGUAAAAAGGCCAUUUAAAACUCCUUUGUUUUUUGAGAAGUUUCAUUUCCUACAUUGGACUAUUUACAUGCAAAACAGAGCUACUGAGAACAUCUUUAAUCUUUAGUUCAAAAUACAUUACCAAAACUUCAUUUCUUUUA